Physcomitrium patens is the source of this 2400-nucleotide messenger RNA. Its product is annotated as cytochrome P450 750A1. Lineage: Eukaryota; Viridiplantae; Streptophyta; Bryopsida; Funariales; Funariaceae. Gene Ontology annotation, molecular function: monooxygenase activity; heme binding; oxidoreductase activity, acting on paired donors, with incorporation or reduction of molecular oxygen. The record is from RefSeq and is a predicted model, not a curated record.
UUUCUAACCUCAGGAGUGGGAUGUAAGCCAUUUGUGUUGUAUGUUGUAAGGGCCCUGUCAUGAAUACUGGAAGUAUAUCACAAUUCCCUGGCACAGAACACGGGACGUUCAAUCUACUUUUCUGGCUCAGCUUGAAUGGCUACUGAAGUGGCUGGAACGUCUGGGAACAGCAAAAAUUUGGGUGGGCUUGGCGUGAGUUGCAUUCGAGUUUGACGGAGGAGAAGAAAUCGCGAAGUAUCUCUAUCAUGGCUUCUUCUUCCUUAGAUUUUCCCACUUUCUUUAUCAUUGGAGCGACGGUCUUUGCAAUCUUCAUCUUUAAGAAAUUCCUCACAAAGCAUAGCAAUCUGCCGCCUGGACCGAUCGCGCUACCAGUUAUUGGGUCGAUGCACCUGCUCGGCACCUCGCCUCAUCACAAUUUGCAAAAAUUAUCUACGAAGUAUGGUCCCCUCAUGUCGAUUCGCCUCGGGCAAGCCCAAUGCGUUGUUGCGUCGUCAACUGAAACAGCCAUGGAGUUUCUCAAGAAUCAGGACUCUAAUUUUACCUCGCGGCCUGCGCUGCGAGUUGGUGAAGCGGUUUUCUAUGGCCAAGAUUUAGUAUUUCAGAACUCCACACCCUUGUGGCGCCAUCUUAAGAAGAUUUUCCAGGUAGAAUUCACGAGUACGAAGCGGCUUGACACGACUCGCCAUGUGCGGGAGGAAGAGAUUGCGCACCUCACCAGCACGCUACCACAUAACUGCGAAGUGAACCUUCGCAUCCACCUUAAAAGCAUGAUCGGAAACAUCAUCUCACGCAUGGCUGUGGGCCAACGUCUCUGUGCAAAGCCAGAGGAGUGUGAGAGCGAAGAACAGCUCCGUGAAGUCGCGAGCCUGAGAGAAGUUAUGGACAAUGUUGCAUUUUGCAUUGGCGCGGUCAACCUUGCAGAUUACAUCCCUGCGCUCAAGUGGUUAGACCUCCAGGGACUAGAGCGACGGUUUAAAAAAACCUUCCAGAUCAUGAAUUCGGUGUCGGGAGAAAUAAUCGCCAAGCAUCAGGAGCGGCGCAAGCUGAGCAAUCCAACGGACAAGCAGAAGGACCUGAUCGAUGUGCUUCUGGACGACAUGGAGAAGCCCCAAGACGGCAGUCCUCGCGUUACCAUGGACAGCAUCAAAGCAGUCACAUGGAAUGCUUUUGCUGGAGCCACAGACGCCAUUGCCAUGUCGUUGGAGUGGGCGAUGUCGGAGAUUCUUCUCCACCCCCACGUCCAAGCCAAAGCUCACGCGGAGCUAGAUGUUGUGGUGGGAAAGAAUCGUCGCGUGGAGGAAUCCGACAUUCAGAACCUCUCCUACAUAGGAGCCAUCAUCAAAGAGACUCUGCGUCUCCACCCCGUCGCCCCCAUGCUUGCACCUCAUGCAGCUCUUAAUCCAUGCAAGGCUUUCGGGUUCGACAUCCCCGGGGGCACUUGGGUCAUCAUCAACGCCUGGGCGAUCGCACGCGACCCUGCCGUCUGGAAAGACCCGACAGAAUUCAACCCAGACAGGUUUAUGCAGGACGAUCCCAAUGCCCUUAAUCCGCGAGUGUUUGAAAUGCUUCCGUUCGGAGCCGGUAAACGCAUGUGUCCAGGCGUGGCGAUGGCUAAUGUGACAAUGCAACGUGCGAUUGCGAAACUCCUUCACGAAUUCGAGUGGGGUCUGACAAGUGAAUUGGAUAUGUCGGAGGGAACGAUGUCGAUUGUUGUGCCUCGAGCUGUGCCACUGCAUGCAGUCGCUAAACCCCGAUUGUCCUCUGAAUUCUACACCUGAUCGAGACAGAUCGAGGGUCCUAUGCACCAUCUGAUCAAGCGGCGGAGUAAUGGCUUAGUUUUCUUCGGACUGUGCAGCUACCGUCAACUUUUCCAGCAAACUAGGCUGCCAAGCUCGCGGCGGAUUGAACGGUUGUGUUAGAUGGUCAUCGCUACAAUCUGCCAAGAAUCUUGGAUCCUCAACUGGGCACGCCGAGCAUGUAGCUCACAAGAGGAAAGAGAGAUCCUUGAAGCUGCAGGUCGUGAUUGUGAGUUUGUCCAUGGAAGAUUCAAGGGGACUUCACGUUGGAUCUCCCUGUGUCUUUUCUUUCUUUCAGAUCCUUUCUUCCAACUCGAUCGUUUGUUGAUGUUGGUUUGGCGGUGCCAUUGCUUCCAGCUGAACAGCAGAGGAAACUUGCAUCCGGAACCAUGUAGUUCAGAAGAUGGGAACGAUGCCGAUAGAAUCGUUUAGAGUCUUGUGUAGUUGUUUGGUUCGAAAGGCGCCAUAAAUAUCCAGAAGUGCAUCAUUUGAGCCAAGAUUUGCUGGCGCAUCUCCGCAAUUGCUACCUUCAUGCCGAGGACAUUGUUGCCAACAUGUGUGGGUUGUAUGACUUGUGUGAAAAUAUCCUCUUGGUUUGUUGUAA